Saitoella complicata NRRL Y-17804 is the source of this 341-nucleotide messenger RNA. RefSeq names its product 40S ribosomal protein S21. Gene Ontology annotation, cellular component: cytosolic small ribosomal subunit; ribosome. Lineage: Eukaryota; Fungi; Ascomycota; Saitoellomycetes; Saitoellales; Saitoellaceae. Bases 38 to 301 code for a protein of 87 amino acids. Gene Ontology annotation, biological process: endonucleolytic cleavage in ITS1 to separate SSU-rRNA from 5.8S rRNA and LSU-rRNA from tricistronic rRNA transcript (SSU-rRNA, 5.8S rRNA, LSU-rRNA); endonucleolytic cleavage to generate mature 3'-end of SSU-rRNA from (SSU-rRNA, 5.8S rRNA, LSU-rRNA); translation. The record is from RefSeq and is a predicted model, not a curated record. The transcript has 3 exons. Gene Ontology annotation, molecular function: structural constituent of ribosome.
GCUGGCCUCCCGCGUCCAUCAACCGAACAUCUAAAAAAUGGAGAACGACCAAGGUGUCCUCGUCGACCUUUACGUCCCCCGCAAGUGCGCGGCCACCAACCGUCUCAUCACCGCCAAGGACCACGCCUCCGUCCAGAUUAACGUCGCUGACGUUGACGAGUCUGGCCGUGCCAUCCACGGAUCCAACACCACCUAUGCUCUUUGCGGUUUCGUUCGUGGCAAGGGCGAGUCUGACGACUCUUUGAACAGGUUGGCUACCAGGGAUGGUUUGUUGAAGAACGUCUGGUCCUACUCCCGCUAAACAAUUAGCAACCAUUCGUCCUUUCUUUUCGUUCUUCCGU